Molecule: messenger RNA, 2095 nt
Organism: Myzus persicae (green peach aphid)
Lineage: Eukaryota; Metazoa; Arthropoda; Insecta; Hemiptera; Aphididae
Product: immunoglobulin superfamily containing leucine-rich repeat protein 2-like
Exons: 4
Coding region: 429-1487 (352 amino acids)
Molecular function (GO): protein binding
Source: RefSeq, a predicted model, not a curated record
CGGUUUGCCAAAACAAUAAUAAACAUCAGUUCACAACGUGCGUCCGUUUCGUUCGUUUUGUCUUGCGCGUUUCGUUAUCGUCUUUGCGUCUCGACGGUUAUUUUUUUUCAAAAUUUACACUACCGUCCAUCGAGAUACGAUAUUGAUAAUAUCACCGACGAUUCGUUUGUCAUAAGUCACUGGAUGCUUUCGAAUUAUUCACAUACCUGAUACGCCACACGUGUCCGGAGACCAGACCAACCCUCUCCAGUCACAGUCCACAGGGCUACGAGUUGUGUUGUUUUCAAAAGAUACUCUUUCCACCCUGUAAUUUGAAAUUUUAUCGAACGGCGAACGCUGGGUUUAUGUAAUGGUGCGUUAUAGUAACAUGACUGGAAAUAUUAUUUUACAAUAACAGAACAAAGUCUUGAAAUACAAGAACACACAAUAUGAUGACAAUCGGAAUUUUAACGAUCAUUGUUUUUGGCAUGUCCGCCUCUAUUGCGGAUGGAGCGAAAUGUCUUAACUCAAAAGAUUUGGAAAGGUUCGUGGUGGUGAACUGUGCCUAUCAAGAAUUUCUACAUGUACCAAGUACUGACAUUUUAAAGGAUGUCGAGACGUUAAACCUAGAGCACAACUACAUCGGCAAGCUAUUUAACAACAGUUUCACGGAGUACCCGAACAUCAAGAAUCUGAUGCUAUCGUUCAACAAGGUACACACCAUCGAGCCCGGGGCGCUAGCGACGCUUAGCGAACUGGAGAUGCUGGACCUGUCGCAGAACGCCAUCAAGGAGGUGCCAGCCGGACUGCCCAAAUCGCUGACACAGCUUAGGCUGAACGGAAACCCGGUGGCGGACAUGCGGCAGCUGGAGACCGCCGUCGGACUGCGGGUGUUGCAGCUCAAGGGCUGCGACCUGAAAGCUUACCCGGCGCUGGGCAUCAUGCCCAACCUGGUCAGUCUGGACGUGUCCGAAAACGGAGACAUCGUGGAUCUGGACCCGGUCCAGUUGGCCGUCACGUGCCGCCUGGCCCGGCUGAACGUGACGGGCGCUACCAGUCUGUUCCGACCCGGGACGCCGGGCGCUCACUGCAGGUGCCGGCGCGUCGUCCAGUGGGCCCACACGUACAAGGUGACCGUGUUCGGUCUGGGCCAUUGCCCUGACCCGCUGGCCUCGGACGGCGAGGCCGACAUGCACGACGACCCUAAGAGCGAGGCCUGCGCCCGGACCCCGGACCAGGCCCUGGUCGCGUUCAAGGAGUGCAUGGCCGAGUGGGAACACCGCAACAUGCCCUAUUGGGCCAUCGCGUCCGGCAUCGUUAUCGCCGUGGCGUUGCUGCUGGCGCUGUGCAUUUGCAUGCGCCGCCGCAGGAGGAGACGCCGCCGCGGCAACGCCGACAAAGCGCAGAGCGCCCAAUCGCCGCCGCCGUCCGACACCAAGGCGGCCCACAACGACUCGGCCGGCAACAACAAGACCGAACCCGCCGCCCUGUUGUCGUCGGCCGCGUGAAAUCGUCCGACCUUCCCUGCGUUUUUAAUUUUUUUUUUAAACAAAUUUUACCUGCGUCGUGUCUUAUGUAAAACUGUGCUGCCCGACGUUUACCUACACGUCAAUGUAUAUAUUAUAUACCUGAAAUGUUUGCCUUAUUAUUUUCGUUUUGUUUUAUGUGUUUUUAAAGAUCAAAUAGUAUCGUAAUAUCAUUGUAAUAUAAUAAUUUACAAGCGCGUGUGUAAUAAUGUCACAAUAUUAUACUAUGUCAUUCUUAGCAGCAUAUUAUUCACGUAUUAUAUUAUAGUAAACGUAUUGAAAAAAUCGAAAAAAACAAUAAAAAUCAUCGAUGAUCUCCUCUGAACGCCGGAGAUGUUCCGAUCCAUUCGGGUAGCUCGGUGAACGCGAAUAGGUCGACGGUCGCGUAAUUUUUUCGCCUCAAUGUUUCAUUUCAUAUUAUGACUAUAUUGUAUUGUAGUAGUGGGUAUAUAUGCGACGUGUGACCCAUAACUUAGCCGUAGGAUUAGGGCGUAGGUACUACGCUGUAGUGUGUAUAUAAUAUUGCAUUGUACACGUCGUUUAUUCGUGACGGUUAGCCGAAAAUGUGGUGGUUCUUGCUUAAGUCGGAG